AUGUCGGCUGACAGCGAAUGGUCUUGCGACGCCAACGACGCCGUCCAGAUUACCAUCGUCCAGCCUGAUCAGCAAAAACCCAAGACGCUUUCUAGCUUUCAUCCUCAAUUCACAUACCCCAUUUUCGGCGAUGAGGAGCGCAUAUUCGGUUACAAGGGCUUGAUUAUCCGACUGCGUUUCGCCGCUCAUAACCUCCGUCCUCAUGUCCAUGUUUCCUACGACGAGAAAUUCACGGCUGUCGACGAUGCUGCGCCUCUUGAUGUAGUCAAGACGCUGAGAGAGUUUCUUCCUGGAGAGGCUUUUUCGACCCUACCUGAGUUCGAGAAGGCGGUGCAGGAGGAAGACGCGAAAGACUUUGUGCCACCAGGAAAGGUGGUGCAUAGCUACUCUCUCCGCGGAAGAAACUAUGAGAUUUAUGCGGCAUCUCUUGUGGACCCUCAAGUGCAGCUGUUGCUGAACCGGUUCCAGAUUAUGGUUUCGUUUUACAUUGAAGCUGGGAUGCCUCUUACUACAGAUGAUCCCGACUGGACACUGGAGCGCUGGACGGUAUACUUUAUUUACGAAAAAGUCGAGCCUCCCACCCCGACGGCCUCGCAGUAUUCGAUUGUCGGAUACGCGACCACCUACAAAUGGUGGUUCUACAAGAUCAACGGCUCCGAGAAGCCUACUCCAAAAGACACCCCUUUCCCUGCACCAGAACUCGUCCGUCCUGGAGAGCUCCCGUCGCGACUGCGCAUCGCCCAGUUCUUGAUCAUCCCCCCUCACCAGGGCACCGGACACGGCAUCAACCUCUACAACACAAUCCACACAGCAUGCUUCAACGACCCAACAAUAGUCGAGUUGACAGUCGAAGACCCGAACGAAUCCUUCGACGUCCUCCGCGACUCGGCCGAUUACCACAUCCUCCGCCCCGAAUUCCUCAAGCACAACCUGAACAUCAACCCCGACCCCUGGAGCGAAACCUCCAAGAAGACCCGACGCGUCCCUACCUCCGCCUUGCUCCCCUUAAAACUCCUCAACGAAAUUCGCACAAAAUACAAGAUCGCCCCGACGCAAUUUGCACAUAUCCAGGAAAUGUUCCUCCUUGGCCAGAUCGGGGUCAAACAUCGCAGAAAGGGCGGGGCAAACAUGUCGCGCCUGCUCAUCAAGAAGCACAGAGCCGACGACCCAGAUGACCGCCGCUACUACUGGUGGCGUAUGCUCACUAAACAGCGCCUCUAUAAGCGUUCCAGGGACAUGCUCAUCCAGAUGAAGAUGAGCGAGCGCCACCAUGCCCUCGAAGAGACCGUCACAAAUGUGGAGGAAGGAUACGAGCAGCUCCUCGGUUUCUUCGAGGAGCGCGAGGAGAAACUCAAGGCUUUGCAGGAGGAAGACGAAGUAUCGAAUAACAGAGAUCAGCGCACGAAGCGGAAAUUCACUGUCGACGAUGAUGAGGAGGAGGACUCGGAGGAAGGCUCUCUUGCGGCGAAGCGGCCAAAGGCGUAA
Messenger RNA from Aspergillus calidoustus, 1485 nucleotides. Lineage: Eukaryota; Fungi; Ascomycota; Eurotiomycetes; Eurotiales; Aspergillaceae. The record is from the annotation of a GenBank genome assembly.